AGGAAAGAUUUAACAGGAAAAUAGAAGAUUUAUCAAUCCGUAUGAGCAAAGUGCAACGGGAUGUAAGAAAAAUUGCAAAAUAUACAGUCAAUGGCGAACAAAUUGAGGCUGCAUUCAACCUUCUGAACGACAUGACUGCAAAGACGCGAAGGACGAUUUCCGUUGAUCCAUUCGACAGCGGCGCACAAGAAAUCACAUUAGAUAAUCUAGCAAAAGCUUUGCUAGUUAUUCAAUCCUUUUAUAGCAACACCAACUGGGUCGAAAUGAAUGGGGAUGUUCACAGUCCAGCCUUUGGUGGGGAAGGUGGCUUGACAGGUAUAGUUCCAGAGUGGAAGGAAACAUGUAACAUCUGCGAUCCACGUGCCAAGUAUGACUGUGUGAAUAACAUUGUUACCACAAAAUUAACAAGUGGAUUUCGGAGUGACCAAGAUAUUAAAAUACCACAUUUGAAUAGAGGCCUAAAAUGCGCACAUGACUGGAAUACUGACAAUAAUAAACUAGCUAUUGGCGGAAUCGGUAAAGAUACUACUGAUUCCACGAAAUCUCCACACGCUGAUUUCCAUCCCGAGGCUGCAAUUGCUGCCAUCCAAGCGACAACUGUCUACCUGUAUCAAAAUGGUAAAGGAGUUUUAAGUACUAUUCCCAUCGACAAUUUCUUAAAACUAUUUGAUCUUUCGUCACGGAAAAAAGAAUCAAAGGGUUCCCUGGCCUUUAUUUUGGACGUCAGUGGAUCAAUGAGUGAGGACAUACAAGCUGCGCGAGACGCUUGUAUUAACAUGGUCACCGCUGUUCAAGGAACACCAAAUGAACCGGCUGAUUACGUUCUAGCGACGUUCAACGACCCAGAGAGCCUUACAACAGGAGAGAGAUUUACGAAUGGGAACGAUAUGAUCAAUAAACUACAUUCUCUAAAAGCUGACGGUGGAGAAGACUGCCCAGAGUACGCACUGUCGGGCAUUUUGCGAGGACUUUCUCUUAGUAAAUCUGGGUCCAAAUUUUUCGCCUUUACUGAUGCCGAUGCCAAAGAUGCAAGCAAAUGGGUCGAAGUCAACACUACUGCGAACGCACUAGGAAUUGCUGUAAAUUUUUUACUGACUGGAGAGUGUCGUCGACGUCGAGCUACAGAUAGAGUAAAACGCGAUGUGGAUGACGUAUACAUACGGAUAGCAGCGGCCACAGGGGGUAAGGUGUAUAAUACCCCAAAGUCUGAGUUACCAGCAAUCUUGGAUACAAUAAUGCACGAGGAGUUGCCCUCGUCUGAUGUUGUGAUCAAGGUUUUACAGAUGGUUCCCUCCAAUAGCAACUGGGACGUUAUAGUUGUUGACCCUACAAUUAGCCUCCUUAAGAUUGUUGUUACUGGCGGAACAUCUGUCGAGGAUAUAACUAUCGAAGAUCCAAACGGUUCUACCUUACAAUAUGAAGCUGGUGCUGCGAUUCGAUAUUUCAAUAAAGGACAAAUUAUCAUAUCCGUACAGAAACCCUUAAUUGGAAACUGGACAAUUAUUCAGACAACUGCAGUUUUAAUGACAGCGCAUGUCAUGGGAUCUUCACCAUUGGAUUUUACUUUUCAAGUAACAGAACAAGAGGAUUUGGGCGUUUCGUACUUUACGGAAGGAAACUUAAUCAAAGGUCAGAAUUACACGCUGUCAACGAAGUUUCUUAAUCUUGCCCACAACUCAACACUUCAAUCAGUUUCUCUCGUGAAUAUUGCCGGAAAAGAGAUUGUAAUGUUACAGACGUCACUCCGUCGAAUGGGGACUGAACUAUUGGCUGUCGUUGAUUUUACCAUGCCAGACGAGAGUGUUCGAAUACAGGUAACAGGUGUUCUUCCAGGCGGAGAAUAUUUCCAGAGGACAAACCUACAAGUGAUAUCCCCUGUUAAUGUGAAGCUUCGAUUAAUAACAAACUUAGAAUCCUUUCCCUUCAAUAAACCAAUCAACAUUACCUACCAGCUGGAAAGUUACGGUUCGAUCAAUCAGACGCUCUUGGUUGACAUAGACACCGAUUUCGGACGUUUGCCUACUGCAUCCUAUACAGUGAGUCCAGGAGAGGUCAAUGAGUACAACUUUGAGGUCACAGGAAAAGCAUCCUAUCAUACAAUGAGAUACACGGUGUCAGUGAGAGAGAUUGGCUUAGAUGUGAUAGAACAAUCCCUAUCGGGUACCGCCUGGUUUGAAGAUCCAGUAUGUGAUGUUAUAUCAAACUACGGCGCAUGCCCAGAGACAGUCAAUUCACCUGUUUCAUGUCAGUCUUUCACGUGGUUAAGUCAAGCAGUUUUCUCAGCGGAAGUUACGUCAUAUCGAAUAUCGGCAAACAAUUCAAUCGUUCAGAUAGCUGAAUUUGACACCACUCUUGAUGGGAAGGUGUAUGUAAAUGUGAGUGGUGACUGUUGUUCUCCGUCUGUGUACCUGAACACUUUCGGAUCUGACGACCUGAUGAAUGGGCAAUGUGAGUUUAACUUUGGCUCCAUACCAACCAUCACAAUUAAGGGUACGACACCUACUGAGUUUAGCACGAAUUGGACAACAUUUGGAUGUGUCUUCGGUGCGGUUGUUAUCUGUCUUAUCAUAUUUGGAAUUCUAGCAUUAUGGUGCCGAAAACGUACUGGAAAAUUACACAUAACAGAUUUUGAAACCAUGUAGAAUGCAAUGCUUUUAUCAGCAAAACAGAUUGGUGUUUUAUCAACAGUACUGGAUGGUGUAUGAACAGUCCUGAAUGGUGUAUAAACGACACUGAAUGGUGUAUAAACAGUACUGGAUGGUGUAUAACAGUACUGGAUGGUGUAUAAACAGUAUUAGAUGGUGUAUAAACAGUACUGGAUGGAGUAUAAACGACACUGAAUGGUGUAUAAACAGUACUGGAUGGUGUAUAAACAGUACUGGAUGGAGUAUAAACGACACUGAAUGGUGUAUAAACAGUACUGGAUGGUGUAUAAACAGUACUGGAUGGUGUAUAAACGACACUGAAUGGUGUAUAAACAGUACUGGAUGGUGUAUAAACAGUACUGGAUGGUGUAUAAACGACACUGAAUGGUGUAUAAACAGUACUGGAUGGUGUAUAAACAGUACUGGAUGGUGUAUAAACGACACUGAAUGGUGUACAAAACAGUACUGGAUGGUGUAUCAAUUUAAGUAGCAAUAAUUUGUGUCAUCAGCUAGCUGUUACAAAUGUGUUGAUUGUUUUCUACUAAACCAUAAAGUGAUAGAUACAUCAUUUGAUCAUUUUUCUUAGGUAAACUGUGUUUUUAUUUGCAUGUUUUCUAAAGAGAAAUAGCUCUGGUCACAUUUGUUAUAUCAAAGAACAAAGUGAGAGGAUAUAAACACCAUAAAUGAAUGCACAUUUAACUGCCUGAUUCAGAGCGAAUCUGAAGCGAGUUUUUUAAUUAGGUUUUAUAUUUUGUAUAUCUUUACAUGCAAAUAACGUACAUUAAACAAGACUUACACAUCCACAUGAAACCGAGUUGCAUCAUCAUCAUCAUCAUCAUCCUCAUCAGGUGACAGCCGGAUGGUGCCUCUUUCACCUUUCAGUGCGGUGUGUGAUUUCCUGCCGGGAUAUGCUUAUGAAGUUGAACACUUUCUGGACCACACGGGUUUCCCGCGAUAUUUUUUAUUUCUUCUGACGGUGCAGAAAGAGCGAUUAACACAAGGUGAAAUAACGAUGGCAUUUUAUAUAUAAUUCAGAGAAUAGAAAUUUAUGUAAUUAAAAAGAAAUGUUUUUUUGUGAAAAGACGACUGAAGACAUUACUGUUAAGACAUACUGAAAGGCAGUGCUUAUGUAUGUUUACAAGUCGUCAUCAAUUACAUGAAAAUAAUUCUCUCCAUCUUUCUUCUUUUCUCUAACCUAAUGAUGAUGUUCUUGCUGUUUAACAAGUCAUCAACAGCUUUUAAACUUUUUUUGAUAAAACAAUGUUUACGCGGAGUCAUCGAUGUCGUAAUUGUAUAAACAUUUUCAAUUGUGGAACUAUUCCGACCAGCAUUUGUCCUGAUAUUAUAAGUUAGAUAGUCACUUACUAUAUAUUUUACUGACCCUCUGUUGCUCUAUAGAGGGUCAGUAAGUGACUAUCUAACGAAUUUAUCGUAUCAAGGACCCUUUUCAUACAUUAACCACCCCUGUAUCUAUAACAACGCAAUCACAAUUUAACAAACCAGUCUGACAUCAGUUCCAAACAGUAACUUCAAAAUAAAUCCCUUAGUUUGAAAUAGAUCUCGAUAUGGCUCAAACUUUUCUUAAAAAUGGGAUAAAUCUCGUCUUAUUGAUGUGGACUGAACGAUUCUGUGUUUUGUUUUCUUUCCAAUAAAUAAUCCCUGAAGCACUCAGCUGCCAUUUGGUUAGCCUUUAAGGUC
Molecule: messenger RNA, 4343 nt
Organism: Ylistrum balloti
Lineage: Eukaryota; Metazoa; Mollusca; Bivalvia; Pectinida; Pectinidae
Product: von Willebrand factor A domain-containing protein 7-like
Exons: 19
Coding region: 42-2642 (866 amino acids)
Source: RefSeq, a predicted model, not a curated record